Messenger RNA from Brachypodium distachyon (stiff brome), 3314 nucleotides. Its product is annotated as kinesin-like protein KIN-13A. NCBI's taxonomy places the organism in Eukaryota, Viridiplantae, Streptophyta, Magnoliopsida, Poales, Poaceae. Gene Ontology annotation, biological process: microtubule-based movement. The record is from RefSeq and is a predicted model, not a curated record. Gene Ontology annotation, molecular function: microtubule binding; ATP binding; microtubule motor activity. The transcript is spliced from 12 exons. The coding region runs from base 464 to 2851 and encodes 795 amino acids.
UGAUUUCAGUAAGCAGCAGGCAGACAGUAGAAACCCUCUCAUCUCAUUCCGUUCAUUCAUUUCUGUUUGCCCAUUUUAUUGUUUCAAACUCGCUGCUUCACCAACAGCAAGCAACGACAGCAGAACGUCUCUCUCCACGAAAACCAUCCGAGAACCACCUUCAAACUCCUCCUGCAAUCGACCCCCGAACUCCCUUCCCCUUUGCAAUCUCACCACAAAUUCGAUCAGCCACCGGUCCCGAUUCGCCUCCAAACCCUGCCCCAAUCCCACCCGCAUUGCUCGUCUCCCCAGAUCUGGAGCUCCAGGUGCGGCUCCAGAUCCCGCGCUCUCUCGUAGCCUCUCGGCGCCGGACGGCAAGCUGGCUCCGCAGAAGCGGUCGCAGCGCGGCGGCGGGGGCAGUGGUACGGCCGCCGCCGCCGCUGCCGCCGCCUCGUCCGCCGCGGGUGACUCGGGUGACGCGGUGAUGGCGCGGUGGCUGCAGUCCGCGGGGCUGCAGCAUCUCGCGGUGUCCUCUUCUGCGCCUGGGCCGGGUCCUGGGAUGGGGAUGGGGAUGGCCGGGGACCUCCGCGAUGGCAGUGGCGGCGGCAUGCUCCCGAACCUUCUCAUGCAGGGAUAUGGGCCCCAAUCAAUUGAAGAAAAACAGAAGCUUUACAUGCUAUUAAGGAGUCUGAAUUUUAAUGGUGAGUCAGCAUCUGCACCUAUAUCUGAGCCCUACACACCAACAAGCCAGAGCUUCAGCGGUGGCCCUACCAUAGAUGGAUUCUAUUCCCCUGAACUCAGGGGUGAAUUUGGAGCUGGCCUUUUGGAUCUUCAUGCGAUGGAUGACAGUGAGCUUUUUUCUGAGAAUGUAGCAUCAGAACCAUUUGAACCUUCUCCCUUUGUGCCAAAGGAAACUGAUGAUGACGAGGACGAUGUAAUGUCAGGAAGCCAGCAAGGUCUAUCAGAAAAUUACAGUGGUGGAAUCACCAGCGAAAGAGAAAACAAUACUAGAGAAAGUAAUGUAGCAAAGAUUAAAGUUGUGGUAAGGAAGAGGCCUCUGAACAGAAAGGAGAUAUCUCGUAAGGAGGAGGAUGUGAUAGAUGUACAUAAUUCUCAAUUCUUGACUGUUCAUGAACCUAAACUAAAGGUGGAUUUGACAGCUUAUGUGGAAAAACAUGAAUUCUGCUUUGAUGCUGUCCUGGAUGAGGUCGUCACUAAUGAUGAGGUGUACCGUGAGACUGUGGAGCCCAUUAUACCGAUAAUUUUCCAAAGGACGAAAGCAACAUGUUUUGCAUAUGGACAGACAGGUAGUGGCAAGACAUAUACAAUGCAACCCCUACCUCUCAGGGCUGCACAGGAUAUGGUUCGUCUUGUGCGUCAGCCUGUGUACCGGAGUCAACAUUUCAAGUUGUGGCUUAGCUACUUUGAGAUAUAUGGCGGCAAGCUAUUUGAUCUUCUCAGUGAAAGGAGGCCACUCUGCAUUAGAGAAGAUGGAAGGAAACAGGUCGUCAUUGUUGGUUUACAGGAAUUUGAGGUUUCUGAUGUCCAGAUUGUCAAAGAAUACAUUGAAAAAGGAAAUGCCUCGAGAAGCACAGGGUCAACUGGGGCAAAUGAAGAGUCGUCACGAUCUCACGCCAUUCUGCAAUUAGCUGUGAAAAGACAUAUCCCAGUGACUGAGACCAGGAGACAGAGAGAUCGUGAUGCUAAUGAAGCUAAGAAUACGAAGCUUGUGGGAAAAAUGUCAUUUAUCGACCUUGCUGGAAGUGAGCGUGGUGCUGAUACAACAGAUAAUGACAAACAAACAAGAAUUGAGGGUGCAGAAAUAAACAAGAGCCUUUUGGCUCUUAAGGAAUGCAUUCGGGCACUGGAUAAUGAUCAAAUACAUAUUCCUUUCAGAGGGAGCAAGCUAACUGAGGUGCUUCGUGACUCGUUUGUUGGCAACUCUCGAACAGUAAUGAUUUCUUGCAUCUCACCAGGUUCAGGUUCAUGCGAGCACACUCUAAAUACCUUGAGAUAUGCUGACAGGGUUAAGAGUCUUUCGAAAGGUGGAAACUCAAAAAAAGAGCAGUUCACUGGGCAGUUUGUGUCCUCUAGUAAGGAAUCUACCCAAACUUCAUAUCCAUUAUCGGGUGAAACUGAAGAUAGUAUGGACCAGAUUCAAGAGAACAGGCAUAUUGAUGCUUCAAAGAAAGGUGUUGAAAUAAGUUCUUCAGUGGAUCCUGAUAGGAGCUCAUUUGGUAUGGUUCCAAGUUAUCCACAUAGGGGAAAAGAAGAAACUAGUUCAUCAUCAGGUUUAAAUGAUAGAGUUGAUUCGAAAUCUAACCCGACUGGUUAUGGUAGUAAAGCGCAGUCACUUCAAAAUUCAGUUAAUUCACAAGAAGAGGAUAAUAAAGUUGCAAAAGUCUCACCUCCUCGGAGAAAAGCUAAUAGGGAGGAGAAACCUGAAAGGCAGGGAAACCAUGUGAAAAAGGAAAAUGGGCCAGAGGUAAAUCGGACCAUUCAUAAACAGCAACUAAAACAGCAGCAACAAAGGCCAUCAUCUACCUCGGCAUCACAGGUUUCAUCGAAACAGUCUGAAAAGGAAAGUUCCUGUGACGAUAUGGAAAUAAAUGCAAUACUCGAGGAAGAGGAAGCAUUGAUAGCAGCUCACAGAAAGGAAAUUGAAAAUACUAUGGAGAUAGUGCGGGAAGAGAUGAACCUCUUAGCAGAAGUUGACCAGCCAGGUAGCCUUAUUGACAAUUAUGUGGCACAACUGAAUUUUCUCUUGUCACGGAAGGCUUCAGGCUUGGUCAGUCUCCAGGCGCGCUUAGCAAGGUUUCAGCAGCGCCUCAAAGAAGAGGAGAUUCUUAGCCGUAAGAAACCACCAAGAUAGUUUAACCUGAAAAUGAACACCCUUUGGCCUGUCAUGAAUUAUGAGGAGCUCUUAACGAGAGGUAUGUUUUACACUGGUCGCUCAUACGAUUACACUGUACAACUUGGGAGCUGGAAGACGACUUUGUCUAAAAAACUGGAAGAACUAGAACUCGGUGAGUUUUAAAAAGUUAGAUACUGGUUUUUGUGCAGGCGCUUGGUUUUGAGGUUUUGUCAUCAGUUCACUCAUUUUUCUUUUCUUCUAAAGGGUUGUUUUGUUAAUUUUUUCCUGGUGGCGGCAUGGGUUAUAACUGUUGUACGAAUAUAGUGUUAUCGUUGUUUGAAUAUAUUGGUGGCAAACUGUGAUGGUGAGAAAAUUAUCCUUGUAACUCGCCGACAUGGCGACAUAGAAUGCAUUGUUGUAUUAUUUGCAUCAAGAAAGGAAGGGACAGUAUUGCAAUAAGAUUUUCAGAAGUUCCAAUGAC